Molecule: messenger RNA, 1755 nt
Organism: Symbiodinium sp. CCMP2592
Lineage: Eukaryota; Dinophyceae; Suessiales; Symbiodiniaceae
Source: the annotation of a GenBank genome assembly
AUGAUUUCAAUGGCAGCGUUGCAGCCUGUGCCGGCCAGGGCCCGCGCCUGCCUUUCCAGGGCUUUCGAGCCGCCCCGUUCCGCGCAAAGAAGCCCAGGCGGUCGUUCAGGGUCGCAUAAAGCCCGUGCCUCGUUGGCUUUCCUGGGAGCCUCGUGCGGAAGUUGGUGUUAUCGCCCCGUGACGCGACGUGGUUGCGAUGGAGGCUGUAAAAGCUCCGAUUCGGAUGUGGACCUUCAAGUCUCCGACUCGCCAGGGAAGGAGAUGCGGCGGUUCUGGCGCCGCCGCCAGCGGCUGGAAUCCGGUGAUGGGGAGGCGGCAGAGCCGAGGGCUCGCUGCCCACCCCUCACAGCUCCGGACCCAGAUGACUACCCUUCAGACCUCUCUGAGAAGGUGGAUGCUGUGCAGCAGCUGCUGGGGCAGCGUUUGGACGAAGAUGCUGUGGAACGAGGCUUGGAAGUGGUGGCAUGUUCGGAACCCCUCCACUACCGGCACCGGGUGAAGUUCGAUUUGCAGCACGACGGCGACGCGGUACGCUACGUCGUGUUUGACCCAGACAGUACAGAGUGGCUGCCUGUCGAUUCCUAUCCGUUGGCUUCCCGACGCAUCAACCGCCUGAUGUCAGAUCUUCUCGACCUACUCUCUCGCGAGGCCCGGCUCCGGGAGAAAGCUUUCCAGGUCGAGCUCAUCUCCACAACAACAGACGAAGCACUCGCCUGCAUCCUUUAUCACAGGAGACUCUCGCGGGAGGAUGAUAAGCUGCAAGCCCAACAGGCAGCAGCCGCUCUAGAUGCAGUGGUGGUGCUUCGGGCAAAGGGUCAGCGGUUGGCUUGGCCGCCGCGCCGCAGCUUCCUUGUGCAGGAGAACGAGAUCGAGGGCAAAGUCUACCCUCAAUGGCUCAUGGAGAACAGCUUCUUCCAAGCAAACCUCCUCCUGAAUCGAGAGAUGCAGUCCUGGGUCGCUGCCCAGACACAAGUCGAGGGAGAAGCCCGCGACCUCCUGGAAAUGUACUGCGGCAACGGCAACUUCACACUACCUGUUGCACGCAACUUCCGCCGUGUGCUCGCCAACGAGAUAGACGAGCCAGCAGUGAGAGGGGCAGAAAUAUGCGCGAAGAAGGCGGAUGUCCACAAUCUACAAUUUCGCAGAUGCCGAGCGGAGAGCUUGGAUCUGGAGAGCCAAAUCCGACCUGUUGGCCCUUAUGACUUCUCCACCCUGCUUGUGGACCCUCCGCGCUGCGGGCUAGAUGAUCGUUCCCGGGCGAUAGUGGAAAGCUUCGAGAAUUUGAUCUACGUCUCCUGCAAUCCAAGGUCUUUGGCACGCGAUCUUGAAGCCCUGCAAAGUCACAGGACUUUGUGUGGUGCAUCUAGUGGCAAUCAGACCUGCUUCUGUGAAGACCGAUCCAAGCAGCUUGCCUCUUCGACCAGUUUCCUUGGACAGACCACUCAGAAGUGGCGUUACGCCUCGUCCGUAAAAGAGGGGCUUGGCGUAAGCAUGCCGCGAAGGUCUGACUUCAUGGCCGGCUCCGCAAGCCGAUCGUACUUACUCCUUGUCCACCGUGCAGCGAAGCACGUCCUGGAGGAGUGCGAGCCUUAUGUGGCCUUGAAAAACUGGCUGCAAAGGGUCGAGGUGCCGAUACCAGCUGUCCGCGAAACGCCCUUGCCCACCGCUGAGCGCGCCGUUGCCACAGCGCUGAAGUCCAUCGAGGAGAUGCCGAUGAAUACAGUUUGCUCCAUUUUUACAGAAUCGGGCCUAUAA